GUCACAUCAUUCUCACGUUCACUUCAACAACAGACACACACUCCUAACUCUCAUUACGUGCAAUCAACUAAAAUCUCUCUCUCUCUCUCUCUCUCUCUCGAUCUCGAAAUGGGUGGAUCGGUGUCAAGUCCUGGUGGGAGCCUAAAGAAGAGUGAGUGUGGUGUUGGGCCAACGAAAAUGCUACUAAAGGUGACCGUGGAGAAUAGCUUGGGAGCAAUUCAGGUGCUGAUGCGCCCCGAAGACACCGUCGCCGAUUUGAUUAAGGCAGUCUUGUCCAUUUAUGCCUACGAGAAGAGAAGACCACCCUUGAAGGACACUCCUCCUCACUCCUACGACCUUCACUACUCUCCCUUCACCCUCCAAAGUUUGAAUCCAAAUGACAAGUUGAAAAACCUCGGUUCAAGAAAUUUCUUUCUCUGUUCGAGACCUCCUACCUUUUAAUUCUGGCUAAUUAACGGACGCCCAUUCAUUCGUUGAUUCAUUCUUGCAUGCAUUUCCCAACAGUUUAUUUUAAUUAUUGCAUAUUUAAUUUCCCUUUGAACUAGCACAUUGUUGCAUUCCUUUUUUACGAUCAUUGUGUAUACUAAUGUAAUCAUAUUGCAAUGUUGGCAUGUCGUCAUGAAACUAUGGACAAACUUCUAGAGAGAGUGCACUUUUCUGUGCUUCCCUUAUUUUAAAUUAUCUUUGUGAGUUUGGUCAAGUUUUGGAUACGUGCGUGGAGGUAUGUCUGAAUACAUCAGGUAAUAAGUACUAUCUAGUAGUGCAACAUUGAAUGGCUUUGUUGUAUAUAUGUGCAUUGCUCCUGUCUUACAGAAUUUAAAAUACAAUAUAGGAGUAAUUUAUUUGAGAGUAUAUGUGUCUAUUAGUAUUUUCGUCCACAUGCACUAGCAGAGUCAAAAUAUUUCUUGCAAGCUUUGAAUCUCAUACUCUCAUCACCACCGAAUGUAACAUCUGGCCAUGAUUGAUUUAUUUUUUUGUCCUGUUGUCUUGUCUUAUUCUUCGUUCCUUCAACCAUUCUAUUCUUUUUUAUUUUUAAGAUUUUUAUACAUACAUCAUAUCGUUAAUAUCGUUAAUUUCUCAAAUAAAAAAUAAAAAAAUAAAAAAAUUUAUUAUUUUUUUGCCAACGAUCCUGCAUUAUCAAUUCAAUACUUUUAGUCUAAUAAUCCAACAAUAUAUUUUUCAUUUACACUUUAACACUUUUAAAUAUUAUUGAUCGGCCAAAAUUAAUAAAUUCUUUGAGUUUCUAGCAUUCCUCCUUCUCUAAUUAGUAAUUACUCAACUAAACGCUUUUCAAUGCGGUUCAUGUAUGUAUAACAAUUUUUGGGACUGAGAGGGGCUAGGAAAAUGGUACACGACAAUAUAAUAAUACUUUGGCCGUGACUACAUUAUUUGACAUUAACAUAGAGAUUAACCAUAUAAUUAAAGCUUGUGAUGAUCUCCGCUUGUAUAAAAGUGAUUUAUUUUAGAAGCAAUUAAUUAUUAUCUUACCUAGAAUAGCACUUGGGUCAAAGUGUGGCCUUUGAUCUUAAUAUUUAUCCACUUAAGGCCAAAAAUAAAAUUGCAACAUAUUUUUGAAGGCAGUUAUGAUAGUAGUGUAUUAGUUUGAAAUAAGAUAGGUUGACCAAAAAGAAACAAUAGUAGGAGUGUUUUGUGUAUGUUGUUUGAUGGGCGGUGUGUUUGUGGGGUGUGGCGUAGAUAUCUGAGAUUGGUGACAGAGACAAAGAGAGAGCUGAGGUUAGAGGCUGAAUGAAUCUGAAAAUUAAGGAGAAACAGGAGAGAGAAGAGAGAUGGGGGACAUAUUAGCGUGGCUCAUCUCCUUCUUGCUCCUCUUUUCCUUACUGGCCCUCCUCAUUUACCAGCUAAUGUGCCUGGCAGACCUGGAAUUCGAUUACAUAAAUGCCUAUGACUCCUCUUCUCGAAUCAACAUGGUGGUCUUACCCGAGUUCAUUAUUCAGGCUCUCCUUACCUCUUUCUACCUUGUUAACUCCCAUUGGAUAUUGACACUUCUGUCUCUUCCUUACCUCUGCUUCAAUCUCCAUUUAUAUAGGCAAAGAAAGCAUUUAGUUGAUGUUACAGAGAUAUUCAACAAUCUGUCCUGGGAAAAGAAGCACCGCCUCCUCAAACUCAUCUAUCUUGUUUUCUCCCUUUUCCUCUCUCUAUUUUGGAUGAUCUACAACUCACUCGAUUGAACGAUACACUUGUUUGUUUCUUGAAAUCCAUGCUCCGGACGAUGGUUGGGUUACUCCAGGAAGAGCAAGUUCAGAGAUUAGCAUGAGCAGCGGGUGGCAUGGCUGUUGAUAUUACCUCAAAUUUCUGCUUUUUGGGGUUUGAUUGCUGUUUGCUUGCCUGCGAGAAAACUGCCUACCACAACCUGGGGAGGAUGUAUAUCAAUGAAUUGAUGAACAUUGUCAUUGCCCUGCACUCGCAACUAACUAACUAACUAACUGCUAAUGGGAGUGCAUAGUAGCUACCUGCUCAGGACUUGCAGCAACCAAUAGACCAACUACUCCGCACUCGCAACUAACUAACUAACUAACUGCUAAUGGGAGUGCAUAGUAGCUACCUGCUCAGGACUUGCAGCAACCAAUAGACCAACUACUCCGCCGCCUACAACACGUCCAUCCGGACUUGCUAAGGAAAUACUCAUGCCACCGGAUCUGCUCCGUGUUCCACCAUUAUCAUUUGGCAUGAAUAAUCCGCUCAAAGACAGAAUUUGAAACCGUCCCUGUUUAACAACACAAUAAUACAGAACCAUCUUUUCAUGAUUCGAAGGUAAAAAACAUAGCAGAAACAGCCAAUGAGUAAGAAGGUGCAAAUGAAUCAAUACUUUUUCAUUGCACUGGUGAUCCAGGUUGCAUAAAUACUCACCUCGUAUGUCAGUGUACCUCCGGAAGAAUCAGGUUGACGAAGUGUCACAAUACAUAUAGCUCGUGGUCCUUGCUGAGAAAACGAUAUUAUCUUCAUGGUAACAUCCUAAUCAGAAUCAAUAAGAAAACCACUAUUUGUCAACAGUGCAUACAUGCUUUCCGUUUUCCAGUUUUAACACCAAGAUAAAUAAUAUAAUUAUGACACUGCCAAGAUAGGAAGUUAUGAAGACGAGUAUGGAAAUAUAAAAAUGCAUUAUUGAUUGCAUCAUAGAAGCUCAGCAUGGUCAAUGAGUAUAGUUGAUACUCACCUCCCCGGAAUUAGCAGUGAUGAUAUGGGGGGUAAAAUUAGCACCGAUUGACGAGCAUCCAACCCACUCGCCUAAAAACAAAGGUCAGAAGUUUCAAAACUUAAUUAAUCAUUUCAGACAUGAAGAUGCUCCUUAUGAAAAUGUAAUUUAAAUUCACAAGGCCGGGUACCAUAAAAAGAAUGUGUAUUUACUAUCUAGACCUGAAGUGCAAUGGAAAUAGGUUGAAGCAAAAUCAUUUAUAUUUAUGACUUAUAUUAAUGCAAGUACCACCAACAUACGAAGCUUAA
Arachis ipaensis is the source of this 3462-nucleotide messenger RNA. The record is from RefSeq and is a predicted model, not a curated record. NCBI's taxonomy places the organism in Eukaryota, Viridiplantae, Streptophyta, Magnoliopsida, Fabales, Fabaceae.